UGAAAAAUUCCAACACACAGCUCGUCGCUUGGUGAAAUUUCUUUUCUUUAAUUUCUUAAUUUUCUACCUUGAUCUUCUCCUUGAUGAUUUGGAAUUAAUUCUAAACCCCUUACUUGUUUACUUGUGGUAAAAUUCAACCUACAUUGGCGUUAAAAUGGAAAAUUACUGCACUUCAUUCAUCAAGUUCGUGGUUUUGUUGUUGUUURUUCAACUUUACUUUUUCCCUUCAAUCGACGCGCUGAAAAACGGCUUUACAAUCAAGGUGGGAGCAGGACAGAAAGAAUGCUUUUAUGAGGACAUUAAAAUUAGUAAUAUGACGUUGGAUAUAGAAUUUCAGGUUAUAGAAGGUGGUGAACUAGAUAUCGAUUUCUACGCCAAGCUACCAAGUGGGAAAACAGUAAUAGAGGAUAUUAGAAAACAAGAUGAAUCCCAYUCUCUCUCUACAACGGAACAAGGGACAUAUGAAUUCUGUUUUGAUAAUACCUUUAGCUCUCUUUCCUCAAAGACUAUCUUUGCAGACCUUGGUAUGGAUGCUCUCACUGAACUAAAUGAGGAAUCACCCACUCAGACGUUGACUAAGGAUGAAUUGGAAGAUGGUUUGGAAGAGGAAUCGUUAGCYGGAACUCUCGAAAGGAUACGAGGGAACUUAGAACGUGUAUCACACUUGCAGAACUUUAUCAGGUCAGCAGAAGCUCGGGAUUAUAAGUUAAUCAAGAGCAAUUCAAGUCGGGUUUUUUGGUGGUCACUUAUUCAAUCUUUUGCUCUUAUUGGAGUUGCUCUUGUCCAAGUAAACAUUGUAAAGCAUUUCUUUGGAGGAGGGAAAUUCAAAGCCAGAGUUUAGAGGKAUUUUGUUUAAAUUAAAAACUGUUUUUGCUAAAGUGCAGAUAUGUGACAGAAACUAUAGGAUAUACAAGUUACUGUUUUUCACCCCUCUCCCCCACAGGGAGAAAUAUCCCUGCAGGGGGAGGGGUGAAAUAUAACUAGUAAUGCAGAAAUCUAGCAGUUUUGUUAUUUGUGUUGACUCCUUGGGAUUCCUGUGUUGUAGGGUGGGGCAUGAGCAGCCCAACACAGGCAGCCCAACCUUUUAUGGAGUAAGAGCAUUUAUGUUAAGAUUUCAUGUUGAUGGAGAGCCUCAAGUGAGAACAUUUCCUUGUUUGUUUACCUAAUUGAUCUUAAAAUGCUAAAAAACGUGUUGCAAUUAUGAAAAUUAACUUUUUUAUAAAUAAUAAUAAGAUAUUGUAUAGUAAUAUUGAAUUUCUCAUCUUUUYCCAAUUUGUAAAGUUGAUUUUAUAUCAAAAUAUAAUAAUUGAAAGUUUA
This is a messenger RNA of Exaiptasia diaphana, 1317 nucleotides long. RefSeq names its product transmembrane emp24 domain-containing protein 5. The transcript has 3 exons. Gene Ontology annotation, biological process: endoplasmic reticulum to Golgi vesicle-mediated transport; intracellular protein transport; Golgi organization. The record is from RefSeq and is a predicted model, not a curated record. Gene Ontology annotation, cellular component: COPII-coated ER to Golgi transport vesicle; endoplasmic reticulum-Golgi intermediate compartment; Golgi apparatus. NCBI's taxonomy places the organism in Eukaryota, Metazoa, Cnidaria, Anthozoa, Actiniaria, Aiptasiidae. Bases 155 to 841 code for a protein of 228 amino acids.